AGUAAGCGAUAUGUUGCUCAAAUCACAAACAACAACAAAAUAAACACUUUUGGAUAUAUGAUAAAUCUGAGAUUAACAAAUGUACUAACGAUCCCACUGAGAAGAGGCAGAGCCAAUUCCAGUUGAUAAUUUUUGAACGUAUCAAAUUCCAGUUGCGCUUUUAAGCCCUUAAAAUAUGUGCAGUAGCACUGAAUCCACAAACAAGUCUAGAUUUCAGAUACAGUUGCUGGCUGACAGGAGUGUUGUAUUAGUGAAUGCGCGGGGCUAUGAAUCCGAAAUAUUUCUGCCCGAACUGCUAAAGGGCCGAGUCUGUUUGCGGAAUGUGAUAUGUAGCCGGCAGCCCAAGUCGCCGCCAGGUGAGAUGAGCUCCCAGUCAUCGUCGUCGGAUCUUCGAUGCCCGAGGAUAAGGAACCUGAAGCUGACCACAGCAACGGCUGGCUUGGCGCCCAACCCGGGAAGGAGGGAUAACACUAGCAGGCUACGCUUCGAGCUUAAGCUCAUUUCGAACGGCAAGGUGGUGCUUGUGGAAUGUAAUGGCUACGAAUCUGAGAUUUUCCUUCCUCACAUUCGUAGCCGUUGCGUUGCUAUGAAGCGCAUCUCUGCUAAGGAGCUGGCGCAAUGUGCAUCUGCAAGAUCGAGUAGAAGUCAGUGUACACAAAAGUCGCCAAAUAAUUCGGCUGCCUCUUUGGCAACCCAGGCUGUGGGGCUAUCCUGCCUGUGGGCAACUUCCCCCAAGUCAGGAAAUGUUAUUGAUAAACAGAAAAGUGGACAGAGAAUACAGAAAAGCCAAGAAGUGAAAAAAAUGAAAAAGCCGCUAAAGGACAAAUCUUCAACUAGACAAAAAAAGAAACGCUGCAAGCAGUAUUCUAAGGAAACCAGAGAUGUGUCAAAUUAAUUUAUUAAAGCUCGACAGAAUUCGUAUGAGUUGACAAAACAAACGGGUGCUAAACUUCAAUAUAUAUAAAUACAUUAUAUUCUGAUGUGUAAAUAGCAAUAAUAUUUUCCAGUUCAGUAAUGUAAAAGUUUGUCUAUGAUAAAGUAAAGAUUUGGCCAAAC
Messenger RNA from Drosophila arizonae, 1056 nucleotides. RefSeq lists its product as uncharacterized. NCBI's taxonomy places the organism in Eukaryota, Metazoa, Arthropoda, Insecta, Diptera, Drosophilidae. The record is from RefSeq and is a predicted model, not a curated record.